GGUUAAUUAGAUAUUUUGACUAUUAUUAUGGUGAAUUGUUUAUUUUAAUUUAAUUAUAAAAUAGGAUUAUAGAAAUAAAGAAGCAAGUAUAUUUACAAAUGCACUUGAUGGUGCUCAUCAUGGAAGUAUAAUAAAGAUAGCUAUAUGUAUUCGUAAACCAAUAUUAUUUACUCUUGGUAUUGAUCGAUCUAUUAAAAUAUGGAAUUUACAAACAAAUAAUCAAGAAUUAAAUCAUCAAUUUGAAAUAGAACCAUUAUCAUUAAGUGUUCAUCCAAGUGGAAUAUUUGUUUGUAUAUCAUUUCGUACAAUAAUUCAAAUAUAUAAUUAUACAAUUGAUAGUUUGACUUUAUUUAAACAAUUUGAAAUUUCAAAUAGUCAAUCUAUUGAAUAUAGUUAUCAAGGACAUAUAUUAUCAAUAUCAUAUGAUUAUAUUAUUCAAUUUCAUCAUCAUUAUGAUUACAAUAAAUAUACAUAUAUAAGAGCUAAUGACAAAUUUCGAUUAAUUCGUUGGGCUCGUGAUGAUUCAUUUAUAAUAACUGUUGAUUUUGAUGAACUUGUCAUACGAUGGGAUCCAUAUACAGGUCAACGUUUAUCUCAGAUGAUCUGGUUAUAUGUUUAG
Messenger RNA from Rotaria sp. Silwood2, 619 nucleotides. The record is from the annotation of a GenBank genome assembly. NCBI's taxonomy places the organism in Eukaryota, Metazoa, Rotifera, Eurotatoria, Philodinida, Philodinidae.